AUGACUACACAAUUACCGGAAGUUCCAGCGUUGUAUCCUUCUGAUGAAGAAUUCAGAAAUCCAAUUGAAUAUCUUUCCACCCCGGCAAUUGCUAAACUUGGUGUUGAAUAUGGUAUGGUGAAGAUUGUCCCCCCUUCAAGUUUCAAGCCUCCAUUGUCUAUAAAUGAGUCCAGAUUCUCAUUUGUUCCAAGAGUACAGAAAUUGAAAGAGUUGAAUAUUGUGAAUAGAUGCAGAUUGUUCUUUUUCAAACAGUUGUUGAAUUUCAACAAGAUGAAUAGGAAACCAUUACCAAGGGAAAGUUUUGAAGAAUUCCAAGGUGCUAAAGUCCAUUAUUAUGAUUUUUUCAUUGAAGUUGUGAAAUAUUACAAAAAUUUGGAACCAAAUAAGUAUUCUGGGAAAACAUUACCAAAUCUAUCAAGCCAUAUAAUACUUAAUGAUUCAAAUCUUUGGAACGCAUUGUCACUACAUUUCAAAGUUAUUAUACCCUUACUACAGCAUAUGUAUGUUGGUAAAAUGAGAGAUUAUUUUGAUUUUUUGAGCCAGAAACCCGAGUUUACAAACACUUUGAUCGAGGAAAAAUAUCCAACUUCAUUAUUGAGUGACCAUGAAUCUGACAGUGAAUCUGAUAAUGAAAGUGAUGAAGGUGCUUGUCUUGUUUGCAAAAAAAAUGAUGACCCAGAUAAUACUCUUCUGUGUGAUUCUUGUGAUAAGCCUUUCCAUAGACAAUGCCUUUCACCCCCAUUGAGCAAGAUUCCCAAUGAUAAUUGGUAUUGUGACAAUUGUGUUAUUGGAAAUGGGUAUUAUGGCUUCAAGGACUCGUCAAUUAGAUAUUCAUUGGAAGACUUCAAGAGCUUAUCAGAUGAUUUUGACAAGGAUUAUUUUAAGGGACAUAAACCAGGCAUAAAUGUUUUAGAACAAAUGUUUUGGGGACUGGUGGAUGAUAUUGACAAUGAAUUGAAAGUGAAUUAUGGUGCUGACAUUCAUAAUUUGAAAAAAGGUGAAGUCUCUGGAUUCCCAACAAGAGAAUACAUACCCAAGUCUCAAACACUCAACAAGGAACAGUAUAAUUCAUAUGCACAACAUCCAAUGAAUUUAAACAAUCUACCGUUUGAUAAAAGUUCACUUUUGAAUUAUCUAGAUGUUGAUAUCUCAGGGAUGACUAUUCCAUGGAUUUAUAUCGGUAACACUUUUAGUACGUUUUGUUGGCAUGUUGAAGAUCAAUACACUUUAAGUGCAAAUUAUCAACAUCUGGGUGCAACAAAGAAAUGGUAUUCAAUCCCAUCUGUUUUUGCUGAAGAAUUUGAAAGCUAUAUGAAAAAUUUAGCACCUGAUCUUUUCGCAAAGCAACCAGAUAUUUUACAUCAAUUGAUUACUUUAGUUUCACCUUAUGAUCUUGUGAAGCAUGGAAUCAAGUGUUUUACCACGAAUCAACAACCAGGGGAAUAUGUUGUGACAUAUCCAAGAGUUUAUCAUGCUGGUUUUAAUGCUGGUUUUAAUUUUAAUGAAGCUGUUAAUUUCACAAUGGUUGAUUGGUUAGAUUUUGGUGUUUUGGCAACUAAUAACUACAAGAAAAAUGUGGACAAAAUCUCAGUUUUUGAUAUCUAUGAAAUGAUUACAAAUAUAUUGACAGCUUUCAUUAAUAAUGAGGAAGCAAGUGAUAAAAGAUUGAUUCAUAAAUGCUUAGAAUUGUUGAAACCAAGAUUAACUGAUGAGUAUUCUUUACAAUCUACAAUAUUGGAAAGACUUGAUGUGAAAGUUCAAAAACACAAGAAAAUAAAGAUCCAGAAGAAUGGAUCAGAUGAAGAUGUUGAAGAAGAUGGGGUUUUAUGUUCACAGUGUAAAGGUUUUUGUUCAUUUGCAUAUGUCAAACACUAUGAAUUAGUCAAUACUCAAGGACCAAAAACAGUUGGAUAUUUACCAUCACCAAGAUCUUCCCCUGAGGAAUCAAGCGAGUCUAAAAGAAGAAGUUCUAAAAGAAUAAAGUUGAUGAAGGAUAGUGAAGUUUAUAAAUCAAGUGUGUUAUGUUUGGAGGAUUAUUUGAAAAAGGAUGCUAAUAAAGAAAAAGAUGAGUUUUUCCAGGUUAAGGAUAAAGAAAUUGUUAAACAAUUGAUUAUUGAUGCUGAAGCAACUUUGGGAAAGGUUUAA
This is a messenger RNA of Hansenula anomala, 2145 nucleotides long. It is a transcript of the gene JHD2, whose product is annotated as histone demethylase. Gene Ontology annotation, molecular function: histone demethylase activity. The transcript has a single exon. Bases 1 to 2145 code for a protein of 714 amino acids. Gene Ontology annotation, cellular component: nucleus. The record is from RefSeq and is a predicted model, not a curated record. NCBI's taxonomy places the organism in Eukaryota, Fungi, Ascomycota, Saccharomycetes, Phaffomycetales, Wickerhamomycetaceae. Gene Ontology annotation, biological process: chromatin remodeling.